Manihot esculenta (cassava) is the source of this 2668-nucleotide messenger RNA. Its product is annotated as protein trichome birefringence-like 25. The record is from RefSeq and is a predicted model, not a curated record. NCBI's taxonomy places the organism in Eukaryota, Viridiplantae, Streptophyta, Magnoliopsida, Malpighiales, Euphorbiaceae. Gene Ontology annotation, molecular function: O-acetyltransferase activity. Gene Ontology annotation, cellular component: Golgi apparatus.
AUAAAAUUUCUAAUAUAUUUAAAAAAUUAAUGAAUUUUACUUUAUUUAUCCAAAAUAUCCGCUACUAAAAAAAAUUACACAGCAAUGCAACUAACUCCGCAACUUAGAGGUGUUUAGUUCGAGCAUCAACUUAACAAUAUGCCACAAAGGCUUCCAAAUGCAGUCGACAAUAGCUCUUUCACCUUCCUUAGUACCGAUAUAUAACUACUCAUAACCAAAAUAACCUGAAAAAAUAUAUAUAUAGUUACGACUUAAGGUGGAAGGGAGAAAUCCUGGAUCUUAUAAAUACAGUGGCCAUGCAAAUUGUCACAACUCUUCAGAUUUCACCUGUCAAAUCUCUAAAUUUUUGCAAAGGAAGAAGGCCGAGGCAGUCAGAGGAGGUUUCUGAAUUGACAGGCCAACCGGAGAUGGAUCAGAUUUCAGGAGCUGGGCACUAGACGAGCUGCUGACUGGCAGGCCUACUAGGAGGAUGGUCCGUGACAAAAUGCACUGAUACUGCUGCUUAGACAAAGGUAAUUUGGCGUUAGCAUUAAUCAUUCUUAGUCAUCUGUCAGCCAUCGUCAUCAUUUCUUCCCAUAGCAAUUCAUUUGGAUGGUUGUCUCUCUCUUUCUCUCACACAUACAGAGUCUUUCUUUGCUCUGUCUGAUACCAUUAUGGCGAAGGAGAUGAGGUCUGAUUCCAACCCAUUUUCCUCGACUAAACACAAGCAUUUCUUCGUAAAAUUUGCAGUCUCACUUCUCUUAAUAGGUCUUUCUUUUCGUCUGUUCGUCUCUGAUUCAAUCAGCUUCUCAUCAGUUGGAGAGACACCAGCCAUUGAACAGGCAACUAAUACAGAGUCUCCAGAAGCUAAUGCUCUGUCCAUUGAAGAUAAAGAGCCGGGUUCUACGGAUUUCGCUGUCAAUGGCAGCCAAAUUCAAUUUUCUAAUGAUUCUGCGCCAAAUAGAACCCAAAUUUUAGAAACAGGAGAAUGUGACUUAUUUAUUGGAGAUUGGAUUCCAGAUCCUUCUGGUCCAUUUUACACUAAUCGGAGUUGUUUGGCAAUCGAAGGUCAUCAAAACUGCAUGAAAAAUGGAAGGCCUGAUACUGGGUACCUAUAUUGGAGGUGGAAUCCAGUGGGGUGUGAUCUACCCAGAUUCAAUCCGAAGAAAUUUCUUGAUUUGAUGAGGAACAAAUCGUGGGCUUUUAUUGGUGAUUCCAUUUCUCGUAACCACGUGCAGUCGUUGCUUUGCAUUCUCUCUCAGGUGGAACAAGCUGAUGAGAUGUACCACGACAAGGAAUAUAGAUCGAAAAUAUGGCACUUUCCAGCUCAUAACUUCACCCUUUCAGUCAUUUGGACCCCAUUCCUCAUCAAGGCAGAUGUAUUUGACGACAUGAAUGGGGUUUCAUCUUCAGAAGUUCAGCUUCAUCUAGAUGUACUUGAUCAUAAAUGGACUAAUGAAUACAGGAAUUUUGAUUAUGCUGUAAUUGCAGGUGGCAAAUGGUUCCUCAAAACUGCAUUAUAUCAUGAGAAUGACAGUGUUACAGGCUGCCAUCACUGCCCUGGAAAGAACUUGACAGAGCUUGGAUUUGACCACGCAUAUCGAAAAGCACUACGGUUGAUCUUCGACUUCAUUACAGGAUCAGAUCACAGCUCUUUUAUUUUCUUUAGAACAACCACCCCCGACCACUUUGAGAAUGGAGAAUGGUUUAGCGGAGGCAGUUGCAAUAGAACAGUACCCUCCAAAGAAGGUGAGAUUGAUAUGAGAGAUGUGGACAUAACAAUGCGAAACAUUGAAUUGGAAGAAUUCGAGAAAGCUGCUGAAUUAGGAUCUGGAAAGGGGCGGUUGAAAUUACUUGAUACUACUCGACUCUCAUUGUUGAGGCCAGAUGGGCAUCCCGGACCAUACAGGGACUUUCAGCCAUUUGCAGAGGAUAGCUUUGCUCGAGUUCAGAAUGAUUGCUUACAUUGGUGCUUGCCAGGGCCGAUAGACUCUUGGAAUGACUUGGUGAUGGAAAUUUUAGUCAAUAGCAGAUUGCAUCGAUGAUGGAUAAUUACAGGGAAAAAGAAAAAAAAAAUCCCUUUUCGAUUUUAUACAUAUAUGUAUUGCUUGAGAUAUACAUGAAAGCACCUGCACAUUUUAUACAAUAUCAUAUGCAUUAACGGUCAAACUAUAGAUUUUGCUCACCAAUUUCAGAGAGUAUCAAGAGAUCACCCGCGAGGGUAAUUCAACUCCAAACGAAGGAGUUGCGGCAAUAGCCCCCAAUCAUAUGGCUAGAUAGGCAAAGUGAAAACAAAUUUAACCUUGAAACAAAGUUGACACAAGGCAGCUAUCAGACAUUGUCUUUUAGUAAAUUUUAUUCCAUUAAUAAGUAACUUUAGAUAAAUUGAAAAGCUCUAAUCAACCUAUAUUCAAAGAUGUAAUGAUAAAGAACUUGGUGAUAAAAUCAUCAAGAACAGAAAGUUACUGAACUUUAUCAUGAAUCUCAACAUUAUUCUAGGAAAUCGUGUCCCAAGCUGUAGCUUAAAUAUUUGGUUCACUGAAACAGACUCAACAAAUACAAAACGCCAGAAAAGCUUACAACAUUCAUAAUGUGAUUUUCUUUGCUUCCAUUCUAUUUGGUUGAUGGUGGUGAAUUCGGCUUCCUUUGAUCUGGUUUAAGAAAUGGAUCCUGCAAAUUCCAAAUGUAA